UGUCUCGCUGUCGGCUGUGUUACGAUAGCGAUAGGUGUUGUUAUCGAACGCACUGCGUAGUGGACGACGGGUCAGGAUGUUAACGGUGGUCGUUUAUGUCUUCAGAAUGCUACGGAAAUAGGCGAUACGUGACUCCAGUGUGUGUUGUUAUAGAGGAGUUUAAUUUUUCGAUUAAUUUAUAUCAUGGACCUGAAAUCCAUUUUGACAGUGACACUUUUUCUGAUAUACUGUGCAUGUGCGGAUCGUGUGACUUAUAAGAAGGUCUGCUACUACACAAACUGGUCCCAGUACCGACCCGACGUCGGAAAGUUCCUACCUAAGGAUAUCGACCCCUUUCUGUGCACGCACGUCAUUUUUGCAUUCGCAAAACUCGCCGGGAACCGGAUAGUGGCUCGAGAGUGGAACGAUGAAACGGUUCCGUGGAAGAAAGGCUUAUAUGAACAUGUGACCGACCUGAAGAAAGUUAAUCCAAAGUUGAAAGUAUUACUUUCGGUUGGUGGAUGGAAUGCAGGCGGGAAACCUUUCUCAGAUAUGGCAGCAACCCAAACAGGGAGAAAAGAAUUCGCUACGAGUACAGUAACUUUCCUCCGAAAGAGGUAUUUUGAUGGCCUCGAUAUUGACUGGGAAUUCCCCGGGAGCAGAGGAGGUUCUCCCUAUGAUAGAGAUAAUCUUUCUCUUCUACUGAAGGAGGUCAGUACUGUAUUUGAAAAGGAGGAGCGAGCUGUUGGACGGGAUAAACUCCUGCUGUCUAUUGCAGUGCCAGCCAGCCAGGAUAAGAUCGACUAUGGGUACAAGGUGCCCGACGUGUCGUUGUACUGUGAUAUGAUAAACGUGAUGACAUACAACUACCAUGGAAGUUGGGAGAAAACUAUUGGUCACCAUAGCGCCCUCUUCAAACGAAACGAAGAUACUACCGAAUACCAGUCCAAACUAAAUGUGGCUUGGACGAUGAACUAUUGGAUUCGCAUGGGCGCAAAAGCCAGUAAACUCAUCCUCGGGUUUCCACAGUUUGGUCGAGGGUAUACUCUAAGCGAUGCCAGCAAGAAAGCAGUCGGCGAUCUUGCUAGCGGUGGAAGUGUCAUCGGUUCUUAUACGAAAGAAACUGGAUUCUUGGCGUAUUAUGAGAUUUGCAAGAUGCAAAAAUAUGGAGCAGUAGUGACCUGGGAUGACGUACAAAAAGUUCCUCAUCUCGUACUUGGAGAUCAGUGGAUCGGCUUUGAUAAUGAGCAAAGCAUUAAAGAGAAGGUGAAGUGGUUCAAGAAUUAUAAGUUUGGCGGGAUAAUGGUAUGGGCACUUGCAUUGGACGACUUCAGAGGAGAUCAAUGUGGCGACGGGGAAACAUACCCUAUUUUACGGAGUAUUGUCCGUGAGCUCAACAGAACUGACCCAGCAACAGAUGCGCUCCAAACUUCGUCUAAUAUCAUCUCUCCAGAUUCAACACAUCCAGUAACUUCCGACAAAACAUCUCCUGAUAUCCUCGCUCCAGAAUCAACACAUGUAGUAACUUCCGAAAAAAUAUCUUCUGACAGUGUCGCACCAGAUUCAGCACACCGGGUCAGCUCGAACAUAGUCCAGAUUGAGACCGUAGGUCAAACAGAUACAUUGCAAGGUGCUCCACUCGUGGGAACGUCAUCUAUACAGGGCAAAUCUCUUUUGAAGAAUGCGAAAGAUCAAAGCAGCCUAGUGACCAAGACAGGACAAAAUAAUCCAGAAGGUGGAAUGAAAGUCCGUAAUCGUAAAAAGGAUGUGAAAACAACAGUUGUAAGCGAUCCUAAAAUCGAGGUAUUAAGUGAUGCUAUAAUAAGUCCAAAUAAAAAGGUAGUGAAAAAAGUGGUAUCCAGCGAGGGAGAUAAACUGUUAAAGUCAUCUUCAAUGCAUACAGAGCCGUUAAUUAAAGUAAAUUCAAAGAAACCUGUAAAUCAUCCACAAGAUCAAAAAUCGAACGCGAAAGCCCAAAUACUACCAAUUACACAAGUUGAAAAGGUGAAACCCGUUGGAAAAAAUACAAAUAGUAAUAAAGCGCCAAUUCCGAUUGUAACGGGUACAGUUCUAAGCGAUUCAUUCACACGGGUAGUCAAAGGUCGUAAGAAUAUCAUCGGAAAAGCUAAAGUUCUAGACGAGCUAAAGACAGCUUCGGACAAAAGCACUUUAAAAUCUAAUGCAAAACAAACAAAGUCUGUGAUUAAAGAUACAGAUCAGACGGUUCCACUGAUGAAAGCGGUAGUUAAAACCAAAUCCGCUGAUUUGAAGGACGAUAACAGGAUUGUUGGAACACAAUCUGGGAAAAUCAUGAAGAAAGUGAAAACCUCAAACCCAAAAGAUGGCGGUGCACGUCUUAGCUCUUCUAUAUUAACAAAAGGAAAGGACGCGAGAAAAUUAGCAAAUUCAGUUUCCCCGGGGACGCCACCUGUAUUCAGCCCCCCUGAUAUGAACGAUCUCCAGCUAUCAUCCAGCCAGUCUGGAGCUGCAGUUUUGACAGGGAAACAAACUUCCCUUGAAAAUCUCAAAGAUAAAACACAAAAUGUCCCGGUCAAUCAAGCUGAUAUAUCAGCUAAAAAAGUUGCUACAACAGAUAAAAAAAACGAUGCUACGCCAAAUAAAAACCCCUCAAAUGUACCCUAUAACAAUCCAAAUACUGAACAAAUAAUAACAACUCCUAGUACCGCAACUGGUGCUCCAUCUGGUAAGAUGCAGUCGGGAACGAAAAGAACAAAACAAAACAUGUCUCCAUCAACAAAACAGACCAGAAAAAACAAAGACAGUAAAACUCAGUCGAAACCCGGAAAUGAAGAAAUUAAUACCGAGGAAAAUUCUAAAUUUACAUCUAGAAAAUUGCUUCAAAUGAUUGACACGAGUGAUAGUGACGGAGGAAAUGGCGGUGGACUUGGAGGUAUGAUUAAUUCGUUAUUCGGAAUGAUGUCUGGCUUAACACGAAGUGGAAACGGUAGACAAAGACCACAGGAACCACGGCGUUCUACAGUCACUGAUAAUCCCUUAUCAUUUAACACAGGAUCAAACGAUAUUCGAAAUGAAAACCGUAUAGCCCGACAAAGACAGCGAAUGCGAAACGUCAGGCGAGACCGUCCAUCUACUUCUCGAGAUCGCCCAGUGGCUGCAAUCAAUAACAGGGAUAAUGCGAUUGGCUCAAUAGAUCGCCUUAGAAAUACAAGAGAUCGCUCUUUAAGUAGAAAUGGAAGAGAAAGAUCAAUCGCUGUAGAUCGCGCAGGAAGUAUUCCUAAUCGAUCAAAUCAAUUUCCGGUUGAUACCCUUGUCGACGUCAGUCCUCUGCCUCCAACUGCGAAUCCUUUCGAUAUCAUCGAGAUACAAGAUCGGAGACUAAGAGGAGGAAGAGCUUCGAUUCCAAGGGGUACACGAACUGUGGGAGUUCAGGAAAGAUUUCGAGGAAGACCUAUGGAGGACACACGAACACCACAGGAAAGGGCACUAGAUGCGAUGAUUUUAUCUGAACAGUUACCAGACCCCGGAUCGCUAGAUUCACAAAACAGAAUUCGUUCAAUGGCAAGAGAGCAGUUAAGAAAUGAAGCGGAGCUUCUUCUUACAAGAGAUCAAUUGGGCACAAAUGACCCAUUUCAGAGAGACGUACUGCAAACACAGAUCAGAGACCCGGCACUCAUACGCUCUCGAGAACCGGGAUUAGUGGAAACCUUGCGACGGCGUAUAUCAGAUACAGGGCGUUCCCGUGGAAAUUCAGGAGUGGCGACCAACAUUCAGACCACUGAAAGAGGUCGUGGACGUGCCCAGGCUGAUGCAAGGCUAGCUAACGGUGGUAGAUUUCAAAGUUCUGAAGCAACUCGUUUGUCAAGAAAUUCGAAUCUAAGACGAAACAUUGCAGUAGAUUCUUUUAAUAAUAGGAACCGCAUGGCGGAAGGACAAAGAGGUGUCCAAAGAAGUGGUUCUCGUUCAAGGACAGCAAUUGGACUUCAAGGAUCUGGCACAGACCGACAAAAUCCUGCAGAAGGGGCACAACGAACCACUAUAGGUGUUCAAAAUUCAGGUGUAUCAGGAAAUGAUCGUCAACGCAGUGUGAUUGGCAUUCAGGGUCCUGGAAGGGAUCGUCAACGUAACCCUGUAGGAAUUCAAAACAUAGCACCAACCAGACGACGAACAGCAGUAGGCGUGAAUGAUGCAGGAAAUGAGCGCCAGCGAACAGCGAUUGGAGUUCAAAAUGUAGGUAGUGAUCGCCAAAGAGUGGGUGUAGGGGCUGAAAGUCGUGAUCGUCAAAGAAUAGCAGCAAGUAUACUUGGCACAGGAAAUAAUCGUCAGCGAACGCCAAUUUCAGUCCAAAGUACAGGGACCGGACCCGACCGCCGAGCUACAGGGGUUCAAAGCGUAGGUGCAAGUCGACAGCGUACAAUUGUAGGAGUUCAGGCUGUAGGCAGCGACCGUCAACGACCAGCAGUUGGUGUUCUAAAUGCUGAUCGUCAAAGGGCAAUAUUAAAUGGUCAAACUGUCGGUAAUGACCGUCAACGGAUGCCAGUAGGAGUAUCAACUCUAUCAGUACAAAAUGGAAGAAGCAGCCGUCCACGGCCAGGAAUAGGAGUUCAAGGGCAAUCAAUUGAUAGGCAAAGAACAGCGAUUGGAGUUGCAAAUGCUGAUCGUCAAAGAACUGUAAUUGGCGUCCAACGUUUAAGUAACGAUCGUCAACGGACGUCAGUGGGGAUUCAGGGUUUAGAGGUUGAUCGUCAAAGACCAUCCAUAGGAGUUCAAAGCAGUGAUAGGCAGAGAACAACAGUUGGUAUUCAACGCGCUGGAAACGACCGCCAACGAACAUCAGUAGAACGGACACCUGUUGGCAUUCAAGAGGUCGAUCGUCAAAGACCAUCGAUCGGCGUUCAAGGUAGUGAUCGACAAAGAGUAUCGAUCGGUGUUCAACGCGCUGGAAGUGACCGUCAACGCACACAAACAGGAGAACGGACACCAGUGGGAAUUCAAAGUUUGGAGGUAGACCGCCAAAGACCAUCCAUAGGAGUUCAAAGCAAUGACAGGCAAAGACCAUCCAUUGGUAUUUCACGCACUGGAAACGACCGACAACGGACACCAGUUGGAAUUCAAGAGGUCGACCGCCAAAGACCAUCAAUAGGCGUUCAAAGUAGUGAUCGGCAAAGAACAGUGAUCGGCGUUCAACGCGCUGGAAACGACCGACAACGGACACUAGUUGGAAUUCAAGAGGUCGACCGCCAAAGACCAUCGAUAGGCGUUCAAAAUAGUGAUCGGCAAAGAACAGUGAUUAGCGUUCAACGCGCUGGAAACGACCGACAACGGACACCAGUUGGAAUUCAAGAGGUCGACCGCCAAAGACCAUCAAUAGGCGUUCAAAGUAGUGAUCGACAAAGAACAGUGAUCGGCGUUCAACGCGCUGGAAACGACCGACAAACGAUUGGUGUACAACGUUCAGGUAAUGGACGUCAACGAACAUCUGUAGGCAUUCAAAGUUCGGUAACCGAUCGUCAGAAUCCAUCGAUAGGCGUUAAAAAUAGUGAUCGCCAAAGAACAGCAAUAAGUGUUCAACGUUCAGGAAAUGACCGACAACGAUUAUCAGUUGGAGUUCAAGGAACGACCAACCCGAGAAUAGCUGUCGGUGUGGAUGAAGCUGGUCGGCAAAGGACAUCAAUUGGCGUCGGUGUUCAACGUCCAGGAAAUGAACGACAACGGACAGCUAUAGAAAUUCAAAGUCCUGUGAAUUCCCUUCCACGAACGGCAGUUGGCAUUCAACCAUCAGCGGAUAUCCUUGAGCGAUCUAGAGUUAAUACAGGAAUAACAGCUGCAAGUAAUCGACGAGCCAUAGCUACGAAUUCAAUAAGUGGAAGUAUAAACGACCUUCAGUCGACAAUAGCUCAAAAUGCAAUAUUAAAAAGCGAACGCAGUAGCCUGAAUACUAUAACUGGGGGCAACAAUCAAGAGACAAAUCGAAUAAUUGGUAUUUCUGGAAGUGUUUGGAAAACGAUUCCUGAAACUCCAGUUAAUCCCGGCAAUGGGGCCAGACCAGUUGCUUUAGUAAGCCCAUCAGAAAAUCGUAACGCUAUCGAAAAAACCAUCGAAGAACUAUUAGCUCAGAUGAAUGCGCAACAACCACCUACAGUUGUUGAAAAUGUAAGACCAACGAUUGCGAUAACACCGACAAAGCCAUCGCAAGAUUCAUCUUUACGCAUUGUUCCCUUAAACAAUUUUGACAAUUUAUUACUUAAUAGUUUGCCUCAGGGACCACCGAUACAGAUAGUGAAUGAAACCGAAAGGCAACCACCAGUAAUAGGUGUAGCAGGUAUUGAAAACUCUAUCGGGGCAUCGAAUGCAAUAGAUCUUAUUAACAGUCUAGCAGCAAAUAGAAUGUCAAUGCCAGACAGUCCAAUGGCAAAUAGCCUUAUGGCUGAAAAUCUUUUGGCAGCAGUUGCGGCAUCGCAACCAAGCCCUACUAUUGAUGUAGUCAAUAAACCAAUUUUGUUAGAAAUACAACCACAGAUACUCCCUACUGAACCAACAUUGAACAAGGACAUCACCGACGUUUUAGUACAACUGUUGCGAGACAAUCUUUUAAACCAAAAUGCCCCUCAUCAAACAAGGCCCGUUGUUAAACCAGCUACGCCUGCACUAACAACGCCACCACCGUUUAAACAAGAUGCUAUGCAGACACCUAAUCAAGUGUUAGUUUCAACAGGCGAGAAACCGAAAAAUUUCCCAUCGCUUCCACCAACUCCUCGUAGACAAGCUCCUACUCUGGCUACAAAUGAAACAGUUGUAGCAAACAAGAGACCACAAAAAGGACUUUCAAAAGCAGAUGUUCUUUGGAAAUGGGAAGCAUAAACUCACUUUUCAUAUAUCUGAUAAUCGUCAUACAUGUCAUAGUACAAGUACAUCAUAUAUUCAUUAUUCUAAUCAAUCAUUUAACUGUAACAUAUAAGGACACGGAUUUAUAUUUAUUUAUACUCUAUUUAAACUUGAGCGGUAACGCCGUUGGGAUUACAAUAUAUAUACACGUUUUUAUUUCUCAUUUUGUUUCUACACAGUUGUUGACAUGUGCUCUAUCAUUUUCAAUCCACAGUAUAAUUGAUAUUGUAUACAUCCUUCCAGUGUGUAUUUUUAUCCGUUCUCUCGAUUUUAUAGUUGUUUGUUCUUCUCCUCUGUCCGUGUCGUGCUCUUUAUCAUACUGUAUUCCAACCUUGCAAAUAAAAUGCGGUCAUAUAGAGUGCAUAUUAUACGAUGCACACUACUGUGAGCGAUAUGUCUACGAUGUAAACAUGAGCUACUGUGACAGACGUUUUGUACGUUCCACAGUUAGUAUCAUCUGUAAUGUUUACAAAUCAACUUUACUUGUUAGGUAUCUCUGUAUGGUGUUAUCUUUGACGUCGAAUGAAGCGGUGCUCUGUAUUGAGGCUAGGUGACACUGUUCCCUUUUUAUGUUUUCAUCUGUUUUUGUGUUAUUGGAUUCGAUGUUAUUUAACUGAAUUAAGCGGACAGUUCUGUCAGUAGGUAGGCAUUACCAGACUUGAUAAUAAGCUUUAUUAAUUAACUGCUGCACACCUAGAUAACCCACAAGUAGUGAGUAAUUGUAUUUGAAAAUAAAAAAAAAAUAUUAUGUC
This is a messenger RNA of Pecten maximus, 7595 nucleotides long. RefSeq lists its product as uncharacterized. Gene Ontology annotation, cellular component: extracellular region. The record is from RefSeq and is a predicted model, not a curated record. The coding region runs from base 184 to 6819 and encodes 2211 amino acids. Gene Ontology annotation, molecular function: chitin binding; chitinase activity. The transcript has 8 exons. NCBI's taxonomy places the organism in Eukaryota, Metazoa, Mollusca, Bivalvia, Pectinida, Pectinidae. Gene Ontology annotation, biological process: chitin catabolic process; carbohydrate metabolic process.